GGCAAAAGAAAUCUUAGUUCUAAAAAUAUAAAACAAAACAAACAAUUAUUUAAUUAAAUCAUAAAUAAUAUUUUUUCUAAAAAAUAACAUAGAGAUAUACUCUCAAUAAGUAUAAAAUAUCAAAUAAUAAAUAAGAUGGACUCUCAAAAAGAAAGAUCAAAUUAGCAAUAUCCAUAACAUAAGAAUCAAUAAGAGAGAAAUGUAUCUUAAUAAAAUAAAGAUUCUCCUGAUGGAUCUUAUCCUGAAACUCCUGGCUAAGAGAAUUCUAAUGAUAAUGAAAAAGAAGACUAGAAAAAUUCUUUACUUGAAAGUCAAGUAAAGAGAAUAAGAUCUCAAUAAAAUAACGAUAGUUAUCAUGAAACUCCUGGUUAAGAGAAUUCUAAUAAUAAUGAGAAAGAGAAUUCUAGAAAAUAGUAAUUAAUGUAAAAUAAUUCUCCUGAAAGAAGAUUUGAAGAUGAUCAAACUCCUAAUGAAAAUAACAGUUAAAUAUCUAAUUUUAUUCCAGUAAACAGAGAUUAUAAACAACUUUAAGAAUAAGAGUAGUUCCAUGAUUUGUUUAGAAGUGGGCUUUUAUAAAAGCUACUUUUAAAGCUUAAAGUAAAUUAGAAAUACGAGUCAUUUUAAUUUAUAGGCUCUGGAACUUUUUCAAUGGUCUAUUCUGCAAGAAAAAUAAAAAAUAACCAAAAUAUAGCUCUUAGAAUAUAAGAAGUUAAGGAUUAGGUUUAUUUUAAUAAUUAUAUUUCAAUUUACAAGUAGAUUCAAAUGCCUCUUGUAAUUGAGUUAUAUGAUGUGUAUUACAUAGAUAUAGAAAUUCAUAAAUUUGCUAUAUUUGAACUUGAAUUAGUUGAUUGCGAUUUAAUGUAGCUGCUUGAGGGAUAAGAAUAGUAUGGGUAAUUAAAUGAUGAAAAUAAAAUGAGCAUUGCAAAAUAGUUGAUUGAUGCUAUAAAUUAUCUUCAUAACUUCAAUAUUAUUAACAGAGAUAUAAAACCUAGUAAUAUUGGAUUAAAAUUUAAUCGUAGCAAUUAGAUAUAAAUCAAACUAUUUAUUCCUUACCCGAUUAUAAGAUUAAAAAAUGGCUCAGAUGUUUACAAUACAAAUUAAUUGGUAGGGACUAUGUUGUUUAGCGCUCCCGAAAAUAUGGUAGAACCAUAUGAUCGUUUUGUUUAUUCUAAAGAAUCAGACAUAUUCUCUCUUGGAGCGACUUUAUGUAUGUUAGACAAUUUUAAGAGUUAUAAUUCUGAAGAAUUUGGAAAAUAUUUAACAAUGAUAAAAUCUUAUUUCUAGUAGCCUUUUGAGAAAUUCUAAAUAAACAGAUAGUCUUAGAUAUAUUAAUUCAUAGAAUAAUUUUGCCAAUAUGAAAUCGACUAGAGAAUACCUCUAUUUUGUAUCGUAGAUUAAAAUCCAAAUGAUUUUUUAUCAAAUGAGUAGGAAAUAAAAAAAGCUAAGUAUAAAAAAUAACUGGUUCUACUUAAUUUUUGA
This is a messenger RNA of Tetrahymena thermophila SB210, 1479 nucleotides long. RefSeq names its product kinase domain protein. The transcript has 5 exons. Gene Ontology annotation, molecular function: protein serine/threonine kinase activity; ATP binding. Lineage: Eukaryota; Ciliophora; Oligohymenophorea; Hymenostomatida; Tetrahymenidae. The record is from RefSeq and is a predicted model, not a curated record. Gene Ontology annotation, biological process: mitotic DNA damage checkpoint signaling; protein phosphorylation. Gene Ontology annotation, cellular component: nucleus; cytoplasm.